AUGGAGGAUACAUCAACAAUGACCCUAAUUAUGGGAGACGAGGAGAAUGAAUUAGCAUUGAAUAACGCUGAAUAUGCUGAUGACGAGAAAAACAACACGGUGAAUUCCACGUUUCUCUACGACUAUGAUCCUAACGACAGCUUCGGUACGUUCUUUUUAGACGACUUAAUACCCACCAGCAUUGUCUACGGCCUCACUCUUAUUGUUGGCUUAACUGGAAACAUCCUAAUCAUGUACACAGUGGUCCGAUUCAGACGCAUGCGCACUAUUAGUAAUCUUUUCCUCGCAAGUUUGGCAUCCGCUGACCUCCUCUUAAUACUCGUUUGCGUUCCUGUAAAGUACGUCAAGCUUUUCUCCUAUACGUGGACUUUAGGAGAAAUUUGUUGCAAAUUCGUGUAUUAUAUUCAAAACGUUUCGUCUAUUUGUUCUGUGCUGACUCUAACAGCAAUGAGUGUAGAAAGGUACUACGCCAUCAUUCACCCAGUCAAGUCCCGCUACAUUUGCACGACCAGUCACGCUCGCCGGCUUAUUAUCGCAAUCUGGCUCAUUUCUUUGGUGUUUGCCAUCCCUGUGGUAUUUGUUCAGACACAUUUAGAAGUUGGAGAACGAAUCAAAGCUUACUGGUGUGUUCGAAGCUGGUACAGUUCAAUCCUAUGGCGAGGUUACGAAGUUUAUAUGCUGAUUCUUAUCCUUAUGGUGCCAUCUAGUGUCAUGGGUUACACUUACACAAAGAUAUGUCGACAGCUAUGGAUUGUUGUGAAGGAACGAGCUGACAUGACACUGGGAACUGUGGGCUAUUCCACUGAGAUGUCGGUUCGAAUCAAAAAUCAGCCGGUGUCUUCGAGUAUGAAACCAAGAUCCAUGAUCCACAGAAUAGAUGAUGAUAAUGCCCAGGUAAAACAGGUGAUCAAGAUGCUAGUAGCAGUGGUUGUUUUGUUCAUCAUGUGUUGGGCUCCAAUCCUUAUCACUAACGUCUUGACUGCUUUCGGCUACAUUCACCACCUGAAUUAUGGGUAUUUGAAAGCACUUCGAACCGCCUUUCAUCUCCUGUCUUACUUCAACAGUUGCAUCAACCCUUGUGUAUACGGGUUCAUGUCUCAGAACUUUCGGAGCAGCUUCAAAAGCGCUUUACGCACGUGCUUGUGUGCAGGGAAAAGGCAGCGAGUUCGAGGCCUGUCGUCUCUCAGCCGCACGCGCACCACAUCGAUAAGUUACGGCCGGUCGACAGCAAUAGCUAAUGACGGGUUUUGAAAAGGUCAUAAUGGGAUGCCAUCCCUCACAGAGUAAACAAGGCUUGGAUUGAUUCCUGAUUAAUGUAAUGUUCAUCCCAGUUUCGAAUGAAUAGAUACGUACUUCCUGCGAGGUUUUUCUUCGUAGAUUGGAAGACAGAAGCUAUUGUAAGCGUUCCUU
This is a messenger RNA of Limulus polyphemus (Atlantic horseshoe crab), 1410 nucleotides long. Its product is annotated as gastrin/cholecystokinin type B receptor-like. Gene Ontology annotation, molecular function: neuropeptide Y receptor activity. The transcript has 6 exons. Gene Ontology annotation, biological process: G protein-coupled receptor signaling pathway. Lineage: Eukaryota; Metazoa; Arthropoda; Merostomata; Xiphosura; Limulidae. Bases 1 to 1251 code for a protein of 416 amino acids. The record is from RefSeq and is a predicted model, not a curated record. Gene Ontology annotation, cellular component: plasma membrane.